AAAAGCUAAAAACCUUACAUACUUCACAAGCAAUCUCUACAUUAUAUGUAUAUAAUAGUACAAUCCUGAUAGAACCCAGGUAAUAGAAGAGGGGACUAGAGGGCUUUUUCCAUGGAGGAGGUGGUGUUGAAAGCUCUUCUAUUUGGAGGCGGAGACGACCGAAUUGCAGCAGCGAGGGAAGUCGCUAAUUUUAGUAGUAAGCAAAGACAGAAGGUGGCUGAAAAGGGAGUUAUUUCGCCAUUGGUUUUGAUGCUUUGUGAAGAAGAUUGUGAAGCCAUUCAAGCUGCACUCUUUGCUCUGCUCAGUCUGGCCUUUGGAAGUGAAAGAAACAAGAUUCGUAUUGGAAAAUCUGGUGCAAUACCAAAGAUUUUAAAGAUUCUUCAAUGCCAAAUCGAGCCAUUGCUUGACCUUGCAGCUGCAGCCCUCUUGAUCCUCUCUUCGUGCACACAAAACAAGUUAGAAAUUGCAGCAUCUGGAGCGAUUCAACUUCUUAUUAAUCUCCUAAACCUGAACCGUGACAAUAUAAGUAUGCAGGCAAAGCUAGAUAUCUUAUCAACUCUUCACAAUCUCUCAACAUGCCCACAAAGUGUUCGACAAAUUGCCCUAUCGGGUUGUGUAGUAUCACUGCUUCAGCUAGUCCAUGGCUUGGAAAAAUCAUCAGAUUUGGUGGAGAAAAUUAUGGGUUUACUUGAAGAGAUCGUUUCUUCAUCAGAAACAGCUCUAAAGGUGGCUGCGGAAAUCGAGGGCGCAAUCUCAGUAUUGGUGGAGGCUAUGGAAGAAGGAUCAGCACAAUGCAAAGAGCAUGCAGUGGGAAUUCUUCUUGUUAUAUGCCAGAACUAUAGAGAUAGAUACAGAGGGAUGAUUUUGAGGGAAGGUGUAAUGCCAGGGCUUCUUCAGUUAAGUGUUGAUGGGACAUGGAGGGGUAAAGAGAAGGCCAAAGAAUUGCUUCUGCUUUUAAGAGAUGACUCAAAUAGUGGAUCAAGAAGUAAACAGUCCAAAAAUGUGCUGUUGGAGAAGGUUAUGAGGAAGAUAGAUAGAGGAGAAAGAGGCGGAACCUCACUCAAGUUGGUUGAGGAGAUGAUUGAAAAACUUAGGACGUGAUUGUUUCUAUUUUGAUAUGGAGGAUAUUGUGAUGUGUUUGAUAUGUUGAACUGGAUACUAUUGAACACUUGUCUUUUGUUUGAUGUGUCCAAUGAACCAUAGCGUGUCCUUGGAGUUAUGCUUGGUAGUGUAUGACCUAGGGUUGGACUUGGAGACCAAUUCUUUGUACAGAACUUGCUAAUGGAUGAGGGACGACUUCUAUUUUUUUAAUGAUUUGAGUACCUAGUGUAUAAAAUGAUUUUACAUGCUAGUGUAUAAAAUGAUUUUACAUGAUGACAUGUAGAUGCCA
Messenger RNA from Olea europaea var. sylvestris, 1390 nucleotides. Its product is annotated as U-box domain-containing protein 2. The transcript has 2 exons. Gene Ontology annotation, molecular function: protein binding. The record is from RefSeq and is a predicted model, not a curated record. Bases 112 to 1101 code for a protein of 329 amino acids. NCBI's taxonomy places the organism in Eukaryota, Viridiplantae, Streptophyta, Magnoliopsida, Lamiales, Oleaceae.